Trematomus bernacchii (emerald rockcod) is the source of this 1275-nucleotide messenger RNA. RefSeq lists its product as uncharacterized. Lineage: Eukaryota; Metazoa; Chordata; Actinopteri; Perciformes; Nototheniidae. Bases 83 to 889 code for a protein of 268 amino acids. The record is from RefSeq and is a predicted model, not a curated record. The transcript has 2 exons.
CUCCGGUACACCUGCACAUACAAACACACAUAAACACACAGGAAUGAGAUGUGGAGUGUUGCUAUGAAGGAGGAGGAUUUCCAUGAAGGACAGCGCAGCAGAGACAACUGGAGUGGAGGAGGGGGAGUCACACACAUUGGAACAAGAAUAUGACUUGAAGAUGAGCUGUCCUCAGGCUGAGUUAGAGGAGAAGGACUGCCCUCAACCAGAGGAAUUAGAGUGUAAAAUCUGUUACCAACGCUACAAUGCCCACAACCGCAAGCCUAAGAUCCUGGACUGCCUUCACCGGGUCUGUGCCCGCUGCCUCGGUAAAAUCCUGGACAUUGCUGAUGGGGCGGCCUUCAUCUCAUGCCCCUUUUGCCGACACCAGACUGAGAUCACAGAAUACGAGGUGUCAGCCCUCCCUGACGAUGUUAUCAUCAUGUCCCACUUGGCGAUGCGGGACAAAUCCUGGAGUUCCGACCAUAAGGAGGUGGUCCUGACUCCUACGAGUUUCUCCUCAUCAAGCCCGUCCCAUGACUCAUCAAACUGCCUGGUCAUCACUAUAAUGGAAGUGCAGAGGGACUUGCAGCACUCCCCAAGUCGAAAUGGCAGCUCCGACGUCUAUGCCGAGCAGAGCCUGGACUCCGUAUCAAUGGGCUCCAAUGGACCGGCUGAACAGGACGCCCUGUCUAAGUUGUGUAAUCAUGUCCCACGUAUCCUGGUCUGGCUGCUGGGUUUCUUAUACUUUGGCUCACUGCCUCUAGGAAUCUAUUUAUUGGUGAUCCAGAGAGUGACCCUGGGCAUUGUAUGUGUUAGCCUGGUGCCAUCAAGCCUGACAGUUUGUCUGGUCUAUGGGUUCUGCCAGUGUCUGUGCCAGGGCAUGUGUGACUGCUCCACCAGGGGCUGAUAGGAUGCUACUCAAGAACUGGUGUUUGUAGGAUGGAAUAAUGUCAGCUCCAGGUAUUUUGUGUGUUUUGUGAACAGAUAGGGGGCCUUUAUGUAAAUAUGAUGCCCUUUCCUAAACAUACUUUUCAUGCCUAACAGUACAUUUUGUUCAUGCAAAUAAUGGGCCAGUAAAGAGACCCAAUGCCGCCUUUAGCAUUGGACCGUGCUUUUGUUUGUUAGUUGAGCACUGCAACUCAAAAACAGUUUGGCCAACAGGAACAUAGCUCCUUGCAAGCUGUGUUCGUACAUAGGAGUAGUGCCUGUAGGUAGAUUUCUGUGAUGUAUUUCUGUAAUCUUUAUUUGUAUUGUGCUGUGUGUAUUAGUCAAACAUUACGUUUGAGAGCAGAC